Naegleria gruberi is the source of this 1257-nucleotide messenger RNA. RefSeq lists its product as uncharacterized. Gene Ontology annotation, molecular function: alpha-1,6-mannosylglycoprotein 6-beta-N-acetylglucosaminyltransferase activity. Bases 1 to 1257 code for a protein of 418 amino acids. The record is from RefSeq and is a predicted model, not a curated record. The transcript has a single exon. Gene Ontology annotation, biological process: protein N-linked glycosylation. Lineage: Eukaryota; Heterolobosea; Eutetramitea; Acrasida; Naegleriidae.
AUGGUUUUCUUUGUGGAGCAACCCAAGACACAAUACAAAUAUCAACCCUACAUUCCGAUUGAUGGUGAAUCUCAGUGGUACAGUUUACCUGUGGAAAGAUGUCAUUUGACUGUACUAAUUGCUUGCAAUCCUAAGGUUAAUCAUAUUGGACACGAAUACGACCACAUUGAGAGAAACUUGGAUAAUUUAUCAAGGUUCAAGCAAAGAUUGUUCCAUCCAUGUAUUGUCCUCUUUAAUCAAGAUAUUGAUUAUAAGGACAGAUUGAAAAAAGUUGUUGAUGAUUUCUCGAAGAAACACGAAGCUGUUGUGGAUGUAAUUAAUUAUCCUGGUAAGGUGGGGCAAGAUUCUACUUCCAGGGCAAAGAUAUUCUAUGAAAUGGUGAGAUUAUUUAAGAAAACAUACAUACUUGAUGAUUUUAAUUCGGUAGAGGAGUCUGUUACAAGAGUGAUAGGUUCUUCCGAUGCUCCAUUACUGUUCAUGGAUGAGAGUGCUAUUAUCUGCUCUCGGGCAAUCUCUCAUCUUUCUCUGGUGUUUGAGCAUAUGCAACACUUAGGUGAGAAGGGAAAGGAUUGGUCUAGUUAUCGUCUCUCUCAUGGAAUGAGUGGAACUAUUAUUAACAGAAAGGAUAUCACCACAACAAUUGAUUAUUUUGAAAAGAAAAAAGAUUCAAGACAUUCUCUCAAAUAUUUAUUGGACAAUUUCUUUUUGGAUAACCCUGAUUUUAAGGAUAGAAUUUCAUUCCGAUUCAGAUUUCAACUUCUCUCAUUGGGAAAGAGCCAAAAAUCUCAAUGCUAUGAAACUCAAUCUGAUUUUGAUUUGGAAAGCUGUUCUCAUUCUCUUUUCUCACCUUGCCAAGAAUUGAUAAAAAAGAAAAUAGAUACUGAGGUUGGUAAUGCAAACGCGGAAUUCGUUCACAAUACUGCCAUGCUUCCUUCCUUUGCUCCAACUCAUAGGUUUUCACUUUCAGAUUUGAAAAACGUGGAGAGCGUAUUUUGUGAUAGUGGGGAGAACUGUAAUCAGUGUUGUAGUAAAUUAGGAGCAAAGUGUGAUGUGAGCUUUUUCGAAUACAUUAACAGAUGCGAUGAAUUUGAUAAGUUCACAAAGAAUUGCAAAUGCUCCUAUGAGAAAGGAUCUUCUUCAAGCAGUCUACCAGCCAUGAAACAUGGAAAUUGCUAUUUGGGAUUCAGAGCAAGUGAUUUUAAUUGCCACAAUUCACAUGCAUUAACAAGAAGAUUGUGCCCUUGUAUUUUGAAAUAG